Capsaspora owczarzaki ATCC 30864 is the source of this 467-nucleotide messenger RNA. RefSeq lists its product as hypothetical. Gene Ontology annotation, cellular component: mitochondrion. The record is from RefSeq and is a predicted model, not a curated record. NCBI's taxonomy places the organism in Eukaryota, Filasterea, Ministeriida, Capsasporidae. The transcript has 3 exons. Bases 33 to 365 code for a protein of 110 amino acids.
AAGUUGCUUAGAAAAGCAAAAAAACAAACAAAAUGGUGCAUCCGAGCUUGUCUGAGCACUUGCACAACGACGAAUGCAACAAUGUGAUUCAACAGCUCCACCAGUGCCACUCAACACACUCGGUUGCCAAGUUCUGGGGCGCCUGCAACGAUCUCAAGAAUGCGCUGGACGACUGCCUGGGCCGCGAGUUUGAAGUGCGGCGGCUUCGGAAUCUGGAAGAAGCGAGAGAGCGGAAUCGGCGCGUGGACGAGGCGCGGGCGCUGCUAUUGCCAAUGUCAAAGUCAGACCGCGAGGAUCUCACGCGCCGCCAGACAGAGCGAAGGCAGAAUUGGGAGCGAACACACGCUGAAGGCGCACCUCAAUGAACCCCCGUAGGACAUGCGCGAUUCAACGGCUGAGCUGUUGCAGUAACACAUUUUUGUAAAAGUUGUAGAAUUUUUUGUACUGUUCGGCAAUCAAUGCCAUCA